AUGGCGGAGGCGGCGGCGGCGGCGGCGCGGCCCGCGCGGCGGCCCAAGGACGUUCCCCGGCACGUGUGGGCCCGCGAGCGGCGGCGCAGCGCGGGCGCCGGCCUGGCCGGGCCCAACACCGUCUACGCGCAGGUGGUGGCGGCCGGGAGCCGCGACGCGGGCGCCGCCGUCUACGUGUUCUCCGAGUUCAACCGGUACCUGUUCAACUGCGGCGAGGGCACGCAGCGGGCCAUGCAGGAGCACAAGCUGAAGAUCUCGCACUUGGACAGCAUCUUCCUCAGCCGCGUGGCCUGGGCCAACGUCGGGGGGCUGCCAGGCAUGAUUCUCACAUUAAAGGCUAUGGGGCUUCAAAGAUGUGUUUUCUUAGGGCCACCAAAGCUGCAAAACUACUUGAAAGCCAUUCGACUAUUUCCUGGACCUUUAAAGAGAAUGGACUUAGCUGUACAGUUGCACACAGAACCUGAGUAUAAGGAUGAGACAAUGACAGUCCACCAAAUACCUCUUAUAGGAAAGCCACUGGCUGCUGAAACCAUGUUGCCUAAGAGUCCCGGAACGUCAGCCCAGGGUGGAAAUAGCCCCAAAUAUAGUCCAAGGCCUGGUUCCCCAAAAGCUGCACAGCAAAGUCCAAUGGAGAGCAAGGAAAAAGAACUCUCCAGAAAAACAGGUGAUACAGAGAAGAGUGGUAGGCAGCCUGAUAUGGUCAUGGCUUUCCUCUGUAAAAUUCACCCAAAGAAAGGAAAAUUCUUAGUAACUAAAGCACAGGAGCUAGGCCUGCCGGUGGGAACUCCAGCUAUUCUACCCAUAAUCACAGCUCUAAAGAAUGGGGAGAGCAUCACUUUUGAAGGCAGGGAGCUCUUGCCUGAAGAACUGUGUACCCCUACUGAUCCUGGCCCAGUGUUCAUUGUACUGGAAUGUCCCCACGAGGGCUUUGUGGAUGCUGUCUGUGAAAACGAAACCUUCCAAAGGUAUCAGGAAGGACUUCCUGAAAACCAGGUAGCCUUAGUCAUUCACAUGACUCCAGAGUCAGUGCUUCGGGACAGUCGCUACCAGCAGUGGUUGGAAAGAUUUGGCCAUGGAACACAACACUUGGUACUCAAUGAAAACUCUGCUGCAGUGCAUAAUCCACGUAGCUACAAGAUCCAAACCCAACUGAACCUUAUCCACCCAGAGAUCUUCCCUCUGCUCACCAGCUAUCAGAGCAAGGAAGAAGAUGCUGCCUGUAGUGUGCCUGUUGUCCGAGGAGAAUGCCUCCUGAAGUACCACUUCAGACCCAAACAGGAAUGGCAGAGGGAUGCUGUGACUGUCUGUGAUCAUGAUGCAUUUGUAAGUGAAGCCCUAGAUCUUCCUGACUUCCAGGAUCGUGUGAAGGAGUGCAAAGAAAGCCUGUCUGCUGUCCCAGGAAAUGUGGAUGCUUAUCCAGAAAUUGUGUUCUUGGGAACAGGUUCUGCAAUUCCAAUGAAAAUCCGAAAUGUCAGUUCCACAUUGGUAAAUAUUAGCUCUACCCGAUCUGUGCUCUUGGACUGUGGGGAAGGAACGUUUGGACAGCUAUGUCGUCACUAUGGAGAGCAAAUUGACCAAGUGUUGUGUAACUUAGCGGCUGUGUUUGUUUCUCACAUGCAUACUGAUCAUCACUCGGGUUUGAUGAACAUCCUGAUGCAGAGGCGGAGAGCUCUUGCAUCGCUUGGUCAGGUAUUUAGCCCUCUGUUUCUGGUAGCACCUGAACAGAUCAUGCCUUGGCUACAUGAGUACCACAACCACUGUGAAGAAAUUCUUGAAGACAUUAAAAUGAUUCCCUCCCAGUCUCUUGUGAAGGGCUAUGAGAAUAUCAGACCUAAAGCCAAGUUUGUCARCUCUCUUUUGGAGAGCUAUGACCUGGCUGAGUUUCAGACUUGUGAAGUCCAGCACUGCAAAAAUGCUUUUGCUUGUUCAAUAGUCCACAAAUCUGGCUGGAAAGUAGUCUAUUCUGGAGACACAAUGCCCUGCAUGGCCUUAGUAAAAAUGGGAAAAGAUGCUACGCUACUGAUCCAUGAAGCAACACUAGAGGAUGGCAUGGAAAAAGAAGCCAUAGAGAAAACACACAGCACAACCUCCCAGGCAAUUCAGACAGGGAUGAAGAUGAAUGCUGAGUUUAUCAUGCUCAACCACUUCAGUCAGAGAUAUGCCAAGAUUCCACUAUUCAGUGAAGACUUCAGUGAGAAAGUUGGAAUUGCAUUUGAUCAUAUGAGAGURCGGUUUGGUGACUUUGCAGUCAUUCCAAAGUUGAUCCGACCUCUGAAGGCUUUGUUCGCAGAUGACAUUGUAGAAAUGGAGGAGAGGAAGGAAAAACGGGAGCUGCGCCUUCUGAAGGAGGCCUCUCUAGUCUUGGACAAACUGACUGAUAGUGAGAAUGAAGAAACACCAAGCCAAAAAAGGAAACAAGCUAAGAACCACCAGGAAGUACCAARCAAGAAGCUUAAAACGGUGAACUGAAACAAUGUCAAGAAGGCACUAUGCCCUAUGAAAUGUCCUGGGCUCUCCGAGCCUCGGGAGCGUGCAGUGCCAAGGACUGCCCGCGAGUACCGUGGAAAAGGGCUGGCCUUGAAGUUCAGUGUCUGGGUUUGCUUGGUCAUUGGUGGAUUCUUGUGGGCUGAAUCUACCAAGCAUGGUGUAAGCAGCGCAAGUCCUCCUGGCAACAUUAUCUACCCCUGCAGUUCUUCAUUUUGGAUCUUGCUAGUCCACAUACCUUUUUUUUUUUUUUCCCCCAAAAUUCCUUCUGAAAUGUUUUAUUUCUGUUUUUAUGCUGGAAACUAUUAGUAAUGUGRCAAUGGCAGUUGUGACCUCUAAAGGUUUCAAAAGAUGAGGCUUGAGAAGCCCUUGUGAUGUUGUGGAUUCUCCAGAAUGAUGUGAGCAGAUCUCUGGGUAUCUGGAAUGCAACUAGAUAUGAGAACCCAGGUUAUAGGAAGAAAUGUCACAAUAAAGUGGGACCCAGUUUAUUGACUUUAGAACUUUUGAUUAAUAUCAGGAUCUUAAUCCUGCUCUCCUCCCAUUUUAUUUUGAUUUUCUCAGUUUUCCAAAACCUCCCUUCAGAAUCUGAAUAAACGAGUCAACWUCUUCAGGGUGUGCAUUUUGCCUAGUUUGCUAAUUAGGAUUUAGUUGAGAGCAAACAAAUGACUGAGU
Nothoprocta perdicaria is the source of this 3156-nucleotide messenger RNA. RefSeq names its product elaC ribonuclease Z 2 (gene ELAC2). Gene Ontology annotation, molecular function: 3'-tRNA processing endoribonuclease activity. NCBI's taxonomy places the organism in Eukaryota, Metazoa, Chordata, Aves, Tinamiformes, Tinamidae. The record is from RefSeq and is a predicted model, not a curated record. The transcript has 24 exons. Gene Ontology annotation, cellular component: mitochondrion. Gene Ontology annotation, biological process: mitochondrial tRNA 3'-end processing. The coding region runs from base 1 to 2469 and encodes 822 amino acids.